AUGGACAAAACGACAACACCCACGAACACCUCCCGAAGGCCCAGCAAGAAUAAGGGCCGAUGCAGAAGAUUUUGCAAAUUAAUAAUUAAGACCAUUGUUUUCGUUACUUGCAAAUACCCGCUGCGACUGGUCAAGCAUGGAGCCCUGAAUAUUCUGGACUGGAUCCAGUCGUUGGGGCGUUCGAUCUGGAGAUGCGUCCAAAUCACGGACAUGUGGAUCCUCCCUCGUCCGCGCCUACGUAGUUGGUGGGAGGAUCCGACGGGGCACAUUACAAUGUUGAUGGUGUUCGUAUUGCAAGCAUUGAAAGUCUUUGGGUACGGCGUUGGGUGUACGGUCGGCAAAGAUUGUGUUAUUCACAUGUUCACUCUGCUGCUGGUCAUCAUGGCGAUACAGUUGGUGGCGAGGGUGGCCACUGAUCGGUUGCGUACCGGACGCACCAGGUGGUUUGGGACCGCGUGGGAGGAAAAUCGGGCGCUAUCACGCAGGUUGGUGGAGAAAACGAAAGACGUGGACAUAGAAGCGCUAGUUGAAGAAGCGGACACCAAAGAAGGGGAUACGAAAGAAGCAGACACGGAAGAAGCGGAGGGGAACGUGCUAGAACAGACGGAAGCGGACGUGCCGCCCGAGAAAGAGGAUGGAUACGAGUCCACCAAAGUCGACACCGAUAUAGAAGGAGAGUUGAAAGCUGAUGCACCACCCGAGGAGGAGGUUGGAUACCAAUUCACCAAAGUUGACAGCGAUUUGGAAGAUGAGCUCCGAAGGAAGAAGAAGCCCUGGCGAACGAUUCUCCUAGAGGCUCAACGGAAGAAAGAUAAAAGUACUCGGAAGCUCGGUCCGACGGAUGCGCCUAAGCAGCCUAGAGGAGCCGUCAUGGGCGAUGUCGACAAUAGAGCAAACACCCAGCGAGCUUUAGAGGCGGCAUUGAAGAGGAAGUUUGGGAAGUCGUCCCAACCGAUAUCAAAGGCGACAAUAGAGAAGGCCGUGAAAAAAACAUUCGGGGAGCUUCAGCUGUCGGAGGAGAAGACGGCGAUAGAGAAGGCACUGAAGAAGACUUUUGGAACCGAGGGGAAAUCCGAGUCCGAGACUAUUGUGGUGACGGAACACGAGGAUGAGGAGAACACGGAGCCGACAGAGGCGGAAGAGGAGGCGGAGGAGGAGUAG
Molecule: messenger RNA, 1161 nt
Organism: Tricharina praecox
Lineage: Eukaryota; Fungi; Ascomycota; Pezizomycetes; Pezizales; Pyronemataceae
Exons: 4
Coding region: 1-1161 (386 amino acids)
Source: RefSeq, a predicted model, not a curated record